UGUUCUGACGGAGCGCGUUUGAGUGGAGACGUACACCGUCCUCUCCUCUCCUCCGUCCUCUCGGGCUGGUAAUAAUAUUACUAAUAAUAAAAAAAAAUCAGCUAAACCGUCAAAUUUAGAGAAAGGGGAAGUACAUCACUGAUGGCACAGUGGACAAUACUUCUGUUUUCUUUGUGCGGACUUGUGCGUGGACAAGAGAUUCAGCCUCUUACUGUGCAAGAGUGUUGCCAGGAUGGGAGGGAUCGGGCCUUGCGAGGACAAGACUGUACAAUCCUCCCCCUCAUCUCCUCCUCCCACACCUGCAGGAUCGCUCAGGAGCAGUGCUGUGCAGCAGUAGUAGAGGACAAACUCUGUGACAAUGGUAUCAAAAUGGCCCGUUGGCAAGGGGCCUGUGAGAGGCCCUUCUUCCAAGGAGAACCCUGGGAAACCCAAAUCUCCAAGAUGUGCUGUGACUGCUGCACGCUCGGUCUGAUGUUAGAAAGCCGGGGUUCCAGCUGCGAGCUUCAGGGUUUGUUUCUGGGGAAACAGUGUGCAUACGCUGCUAAGAACUGCUGUGGAAAGAACACCACAGAGGAAAUCAAACCAACCGUCAAAGUCCCAGUGACAGAACAGCCUGAGGUCAACGUUACUGCAAAGGCUCCAGAGGAAACAGACACCUGUAGAGACUCCAUUUGCUCACAGCUGUGUGUGGGUAAUGGUACGUGUGCCUGCCACGAUGGUUAUCAACUGCAAAAGGAUGGAGUGAAUUGUGAGGAUGUUAAUGAGUGUCUGAUUGGCAGUCACAACUGCAUCUUCGGCCAAGUUUGUAUUAACACAGAGGGCUCCUUUCGCUGUCAGAGGGAAACCGGCUGUGGCACCGGGUACGAACUCACCGACAACAACAACUGCAAAGACAUUGAUGAAUGCAUUUUGGGAACCCAUAACUGCGGACCGGCCUUUUUGUGCACCAACACAGAAGGCUCAUUCCGCUGUCACCCAAAGGAAAAGUGCUCUGACGGAUUCAUUCAGGAUGCCAUUGGCAGCUGUAUUGAUAUAAACGAGUGUGUGGCCCAUACCACUCCAUGCCUCCCUGGCCAGACUUGUAUCAACACAGUGGGCUCUUACACCUGUCGCAGGAACACAGUCACCUGUGGACGAGGCUAUCAUCUUACUGAGGAUGGCACACGUUGUGAAGACAUAGAUGAAUGUCGUACAGGCAAUGUGUGUGGUGACCAUGGUUGCAUCAACCUGGUGGGCUCGUACCGCUGUGAGUGCAGAAUCGGUUUCCUCUUCAACACCAUCACCAAACUGUGUGAAGAUAUCAAUGAGUGCAGGCAUUAUCCUGGACGACUGUGCGCCCACAAGUGUGAGAACACAGAGGGGUCCUACCAGUGCAGCUGCACAACCGGCUUCAAACUGUCUCACGAUGGCAGAAACUGUGACGAUGUCAAUGAGUGUGAGGCCAACCCUUGCAGCCAGGAGUGUGCCAAUGUCUAUGGCUCCUACCAGUGCUACUGUCGCCGUGGUUACCAGCUGAGUGACAUUGAUGGGAUAACAUGUGAAGAUAUUGAUGAGUGUGCACUGCCUACUGCUGGUCAUGUGUGCUCCUACCGCUGCUCCAAUGCCCCGGGGAGUUUCUACUGCACCUGCCCACCCACGGGCUACACACUCGCCCCCAAUGGACGCACAUGCCAAGAUAUCGAUGAGUGUGCAGUGGGGAGCCACACCUGUUCCAUCUCUGAGAGCUGUUUCAACGUCCAGGGAGGAUUUCGCUGUCUGUCCUUUGAAUGUCCUCCAAACUUCCGGCAAGCAACACCAGGAUCCAAGAACGAUGGCUCAGUCAGUCUGCGUUGUAUUAAGGCCUGUCAACCUAACGACUUCAGCUGCGCUCAUGACCCUGUCCACCUCAUCACCCACACCGUCCUCUCUUUGCCAACAUUCAGAGACUUCAGUGAACCAGAGGAAAUAGUUUUCCUGCGGACAAUCACAGCAGCUAACCCUACUCCUCACCCCGGUGCUACCGAUCUGUUCUUUGACAUCCUUGGCGCAGAUGACCAGUUCUCCUUUGACGUGGUGAAGCGCUCUGACCAAGGCAUGAUCAUGGGUGUCGUACGGCAGGUGAAACCUAUCAUUGGCCCCAAGGAUCUGGUGCUGCAGGUGGCCAUGAACUAUAUCAAGUCAGGGAACAUUUCCCAUCGCAACGUUGUAAUCAUCCAUGUCUUCAUUUCUGAGUUCUGGUUUUGAGCUGUUAGAUAUAGUUUGGAAUAACUGGGGACACCUGUCUUAUCUUGUUUAACACUUAAAAAUGCCUUAAAGGUUAACACUGUUGCUUUCAAGAUAAGAUAAAUAGAUGCAUUUUGUUAAUUUUCAAGUGGUUUAGCUGCACUUAAUUCUGGUGGCAGUUUGCAAACCAAACAGGUCAUUGUUUACAAUAGAUCUUUGUCAUUUCCACAGAGUAGAUAAUCAAAAAUAAGACACAUUAUCAAUAGAUACUGAACAAGACUAAGAGUCGAUGGUCAUGCUAGUGGUUCUGUGAGGCUGCAGCACAGUAAUGCUUUGAGCUAAAUGCAAACAUCAGCCUGCUAACAUGCUCACAAUGUCAAUGCUGACAUACUGAUGUUACGCAGGUACAGUAGUUUAGCAUGUUAUCAUGCUAACAUUCACUAAUUAGCACUAAGUGCAGCUGAAGCUAAAGGGAAUGUUAUUACUUUUGCAGGUUUGUGGGUCAAAACUUAAGUUUUGGACAAAUUAAAAUUUUGAAAUGAUGAUGGCGCCAGAUGAAAAGACAGGGGGUCAUCAACAUGAUGUGACAGUUCAUCCUGAGGGGAACAUGAACGUGUGUACCAAAUUUCAUAACAUACCAUCCAAUAGUAUUUGAGACAUUUCACCCAACAAUGUAACAAUGGCAUUAGAGGAAAAGGCAAGGGAUCACCAAAGUCAUUGGGAUUCAUCUUUUGGGUGCCAUAGCUGCCUGUACCAAAUUCAAUGGCAAUCCAUCCAAUAGUUGUGAAGACAUGUCCUUAAAAAACAAAAAUGACAACCUCAUGGUAGCGCAAGACGAAAUGUCAGGGUAUCACCAAAGUCACUUGGAUUCAUCGUCUGGGCACCAUUCAUGUCUGUGCAAAGCUUCAUGGCAAUCCAUCCAGUAGUUGAGAUAUUUCAGUUUGGACCAAAGUGGUGGAAAGACCGACAUUGCCAUCCGUAAAGCCACCCUGCCUGCAUGGAAAGUUACUGUUCAAGCAACAAAACAGACUCAUUUCUCAGUCACUGUAAGUCACAUGCCUUUUAAGAGAGUGGAAUAAAAUAAUGUCAUAGAUUAACAGGGUGCAAACAGCCAACUGUCAUCUCCUUAACCACCGUCUGCUGUGUUUAACUUGAAUUCAGACUUUGUUGUCGUGAGUGCCACUAUGAUGCACGAUCGGUUAAACCUGUGGAACCGUUUGAUAUUUGCUCCAUUUCAUCUGUUUUGAGAGAAUUAAAGCAACAUACUUUGUUUGAUAAUACUUCACAAAUGGACUUGCUUUCAACAACAUUAAUUGUGUUUUGUACCAUCAGACUGCACCACCAUCUGUGAAUA
Messenger RNA from Thunnus maccoyii (southern bluefin tuna), 3556 nucleotides. Its product is annotated as fibulin-1-like. Gene Ontology annotation, biological process: extracellular matrix organization. Gene Ontology annotation, cellular component: extracellular region. The transcript is spliced from 17 exons. The coding region runs from base 142 to 2223 and encodes 693 amino acids. The record is from RefSeq and is a predicted model, not a curated record. Gene Ontology annotation, molecular function: peptidase activator activity; calcium ion binding. Lineage: Eukaryota; Metazoa; Chordata; Actinopteri; Scombriformes; Scombridae.